GAAAAACACUACCAGAGAUUUGCUUUUGUCUUCUUCUUCAGAUUCCGGGACCUUAAUAAAUUGGGAGAAGUCAACUUGGAAGAGAUGAUUCUUCAACAAUAUCCACAUCUGGGGAUCAGAUUGGAGACAUUUCACAAGAUCCAAAGAUACUUCUGUUUAUAUUUGAUGGCUUAGAUGAGAGUGUUCGUCAAAUGGAUUUCAGAUCAAGUAAAUUGUCUAAUCCAAAACAGAGAACACAUUUUGGAGAGAUUGUGGUCAGUUUUGGUGGGGCAGAGUCUUCUUAAGGGUUGCUCGGUGCUGAUAACCAGCCGCCCAACCAGACUGGCAUCAGUUGAUACUGGUGUUUUCCAGAGAAUAGUUGAAAUCAUGGGAUUUCUCCAUGCAGACAGACUGACCUUCUUUAAAAAUUUCUUUGGAAAUGAGGAAUUGUCAGAAAGAGCUUUUCAUUAUGUGCAGGAGAAUGACACACUGUACACUUUCUGUUAUAUCCCAUCAUACUGCUGGAUCAUCUGUACAGUGUUAUCAAUGUUCUUCAGAGCCCAACCAACAAAUUCUGAUCAGUUGAUGACAUCAUUGCCCAAAACAGUGACACAACUCUUUGUGACUUUUGUCUCCAACAUUCUGGCCAAUCAUAGCCAGAAUAAAGAUGGUAGUCACACUUCCCAGGAACUGCUGACGUCUAUUGGGUGGAUGGCAGAACAUGGAGUCAUGAAUCAUAUGAUUGUAUUUGAUGAGCGUCAUCUGGACUCAUUCAGUGUGAGAAAUGAUAAACAUCUAUUUUCAUCCUUCAUGAUAGAAUCUGGUCAGCCUCCUGAUGUGGAUUACACCUUCCUACAUCUCACUCUUCAGGAGUUUUUUGCUGCGUUAGUCCAUUUUAUUAACUAUGAUGCUGACAAAUUACAGGAAACACUUGAUGAUGCUGAAUCUUACAAAGAUGGCCAUGCUGAAAUAUUCCUCCGCUUCCUCUGUGGUCUCUCAGACUUUACUACUAGAUCCAUGUUAAAGUCUCAUGUAAGAGAAUUGUCUAUGCAAGCUGCCAGGCAUGUCAUCACCUGGAUUCAGAAGAAAAUUGCAAAACAAAGAUCUGACAAAUCCAUAGGAGACAAGAAAGAGCUUUUUGUGGUAUAUAUUACUAUCUCCAUGAGAGCAGGAAUAAGGCUCUGGUGUCACAAUGUAUUGGAGCAAACAAAGUUGACUUUUCUGAUGUCCCUCUCAGCCCACUGGACUGCUCUGUGCUAUCUUUUAUCCUUCAAACCUGCAGAGAGACAGAAGAAGUAAAUCUAAGUACAUGUAAUAUUCCAGGUGAAGGAUUGAGAAAAUUUAUACCAGCUCUGCACAACAUCAAGAUCAUGAGAUUGGAUAGAAAUCACCUGACAGACAGUUCCUGCCUCCACCUGGCAUCUGGAAUAAGAAAUAACCAGACACUGAGGACACUGGACCUGUCUGGGAACAAUCUGGAGGGUCCUCAUUUCAGUGAUCUGAUGGCAGCUCUGACAACAAGCCGGAUAGAGGAAUUAAUAUUGGAUAGAAAUCACCUAAGAGACAGUUCCUGCCUCCACCUGGCAUCUGGAAUAAGAAAUAAUCAGACGCUAAAGACACUGAGCCUGUCUGAGAACAAUUUGGAGGGUCCUCAUUUCAGGGAUCUGAUGGCAGCACUGACAACAAGUCGGAUUGAGGAAUUACAAUUGGAAAGUAAUCGUCUGACAGCCAGUUCCUGCCCCCACCUGGCAUUUGGAAUAAGAAAUAACCAGACACUGAGGACACUGGACCUGUCUGGGAACAAUCUGGAGGGUUCUCAUUUUAGUGAUCUGAUGGUAGCUCUGACAACAAGCCAGAUAAAGGAACUGCAUUUGAAGAAUAACCACCUUACAGACAAUUCCUCCAUCUACCUGGUAUCUGGAAUAAGUCACAACCAGACAUUGAGGACACUGAACCUGUCUGGGAACAAUCUGGAGGGUCCUAAUUUCAAUAUUCUGAUGGCAGCUCUGAUAACAAGCUGGAUAGAGGAAUUGGAUUUGAUGUAUAAUCACCUGACAGACAGUUCCUGCCCCCACCUGGCUUCUGGAAUAAGAAAUAACCAGACACUGAGGACACUGAACCUGUCUGAGAACAAUCUGGAGGGUCCUCAUUUCAGUGAUCUGAUGGCAGCUCUGACAACAAGCCGGAUAGAGGAAUUACAGUGAGUAUAACAA
Messenger RNA from Staurois parvus, 2192 nucleotides. The record is from the annotation of a GenBank genome assembly. NCBI's taxonomy places the organism in Eukaryota, Metazoa, Chordata, Amphibia, Anura, Ranidae.